Molecule: messenger RNA, 894 nt
Organism: Caenorhabditis briggsae
Lineage: Eukaryota; Metazoa; Nematoda; Chromadorea; Rhabditida; Rhabditidae
Exons: 8
Coding region: 1-894 (297 amino acids)
Biological process (GO): GPI anchor biosynthetic process
Cellular component (GO): Golgi membrane; endoplasmic reticulum membrane
Source: RefSeq, a predicted model, not a curated record
AUGUCUUCUCCGACAUCAUCCGUCGAGAAGGGUAUCCGUCGGCGGUUACCACCGCCACUUAACCGAAUGGGAUUGUUCGAGCCAUACAUUAAAGAUGGGAAGAAGAUUACAGAGAUCGUGAGACUGAACCCGGUGGAAGUUUUCCUUGCUGGAUUCAUUCCACCAAUGUUUGGAUCAGUAUCAGCCAUUGCAAUCGCAUUGAUUUUUCAUAAUGAUGAGAUCAGUAAUUAUAAUUGGCAGUGUGGGCGCGCCCGCCUUCCAUCCCUCUCCAGAAUCAUCAAUCUUCCAGUCGAAAGAACAUUCUGGCAACUGUUUCUCCUCUUCCAUGUACCUAUUCGAGUGGUAGAACUCAUUACUGGCUUUUCGCGAUACAAACGAAUGCGAAAUGUGAACUACAAACGCGUUUGGCUGUAUGAGCUCAGCAGAUAUCUGUACUUUGUUGUGGGAUUGAUGGAACUCAUUUUCUUAUCAGGAUUAUCAAUUAUUGGAGAGCGAGAGAAUAUUCAAGUCCACGUCAUCUUCUUCUACGUUUUUGGAAUCUGUGGAAUCGUGCACAUGAUAUCCAACAUCUUCUGUCAUGCACACUCACUGUAUUAUUUGAAUCCUUAUGGUCGUCUAUCAUACUAUCUGAAAAUCGUGUUCACAUCUCUCUAUGUUCUAUCGACUCCAAUUCUCGUUGCUUCUUUCCUACUCUACUGGAGGAAAUGUAUCACUUGGGCAUACGACGUAUUCGCUCUUUGCGAAUACAGUGGAGUGUUCCUGAAUAUUUGUUUCCAUGGAUGUGCAUUUUUCGAUAUUCGAUAUAAGGUUACGUUUAGCGUUCGAAAAAUCGAAGACGUCGUCCAAAACGAGCCAACCAAACAACAAAUCGAAGCGAUUCCAGAAAAACAUUAG